Messenger RNA from Symbiodinium natans, 1068 nucleotides. The record is from the annotation of a GenBank genome assembly. Lineage: Eukaryota; Dinophyceae; Suessiales; Symbiodiniaceae.
AUGGACCGGCUUGCAGCCCCCUGGACGGUGCGUCCAGCGCCUGGACUUUCGAUACUUUCGCGAGCUCCAGCACGUGCACGGGUGGCUGGUGCUGGUGCUGCGCAUCUUCACGGCAAUCAUGGCUCGCUCUUCCCGUGGGCGUCUCAUCGCGCGGCCUUGGCCGGCGUUGCCACAGUCGGCCUCCGAAGCCUCACUCGCCGGCAAGGUGCAGCGGUCUUUGCCGAAGCCGAAGGUGAGGGAGCAAGCGGAGAAAGCGACAGCGUGUCAAGCUUGCUGGCAGCCUUACAGGGGUCGUGGGAAGAUGAUGUGGGGCUGAGCAUCUCCGUGAAGGGCACGGAUGUGAACUUCGGAGAUGGCACUGGGCCUUGGGAGGUGAGUCAGAAAGGCUCAAGUCUCUUCCUCCGUGGCACCCGCUUCAUUGGCAGCGCUGAUGCCCCUGCCUGGGAGUUUCCGAACGGCGUGCAGCGGACGUGGUCCCGACCGGAACCACUGAGCCCUGAGCAGGAGAACUGGCGUGGAAUCUUCCUGGAAUACAAGGCGGAGCGCCUGCAACUUCGACGCCAGCUGUGGGCCAGUCUUGUGGUGGAGGACUCCUCGCGAGCAGAACAGCUCCUGGAGCUUUGGAACUCGGGCAACGUGUCUGGGCACGAUGGCAGCGAGUACAGCCUCGAGCAGCAAGCGCGGCUUUCUGCUGGACGUUUCAUCGUUCCGGGCACCUGCUUCCUGCACCGCCGCUACGGGUAUCGUGCUGUGGUCGUCUGCUGUGAGCCGUGGUGCAAUGCCGGGAAGGCGUGGAAACGCAUGAUGGGUGUUUCAAGCCUGCCUAGGGGCGAGCUGCAGCCCUUCUAUCACUGCUUGGUUGACGAGCGGGAUCGACCAGGAGCACAAAUAACGUUUGUGGGCGAGGAGAAUGUGGCACCAACCGAGGAAGAGCUUCAAAUACAGCAUCCCCUCGUGAAGACGCUGCUGAUCAGGUGUGAUGAGCUGAACUCGUAUUUGCCAUCGCCCCGAUUGGAACAGGCCUUGAGUAGUCAGCGCCAAGGGCAGACUUUUCAAUGGAACUUCUGA